Oncorhynchus gorbuscha (pink salmon) is the source of this 1818-nucleotide messenger RNA. RefSeq names its product spidroin-1-like. The record is from RefSeq and is a predicted model, not a curated record. Lineage: Eukaryota; Metazoa; Chordata; Actinopteri; Salmoniformes; Salmonidae. The coding region runs from base 1 to 1818 and encodes 605 amino acids. The transcript is spliced from 2 exons.
AUGAUCGUUGUGGGAGUAGUGAUAGUGGUGAGAGUGCACCAGGAGGGGGUCAGCGGGAGUGGGGUCAGGGGGAGUGGAAGCACCAGGAGGGGCUCAGGGGGAGUGGGGUCAGGGGUAGUGGAAGCACCAGGAGGGGGUCAGGGGAGUGGGGUCAGGGGGAGUGGAAGCACCAGGAGGGGGUCAGGUGGAGUGGGGUCAGGGGGAGUGGAAGCACCAGGAGGGUGUCAGGGGGAGUGGAAGCACCAGGAGGGGGUCAGGUGGAGUGGAAGCACCAGGAGGGGGUCAGGGGGAGUGGAAGCACCAGGAGGGGGUCAGGGAGAGUGGGGUCAGGGGGAGUGGAAGCACCAGGAGUGGGGUGAGGGGGAGUGGAAGCACCAGGAGGGGGUCAGGGGGAGUGGGGUCAGGGAAGUGGAAGCACCAGGAGGGGGUCAGGGAGAGUGGAAGCACCAGGAGGGGUCAGGUGGAGUGGGGUCAGGGGAGUGGAAGCACCAGGAGGGGGUCAGGUGGAGUGGGGUCAGGGAGAGUGGAAGCACCAGGAGGGGGUCAGGUGGAGUGGGGUCAGGGGAGUGGAAGCACCAGGAGUGGGGUCAGGGGAGUGGAAGCACCAGGAGGGGGUCAGGGGGAGUGGGGUCAGGGGGAGUGGAAGCACCAGGGGGGGUCAGGUGGAGUGGGGUCAGGGGGAGGGGAAGCACAGGAGUGGGGUCAGGGGGAGUGGAAGCACCAGGAGGGGGUCAGGGGAGUGGGGUCAGGGGAGUGGAAGAACCAGGAGGGGGUCAGGUGGAGUGGGGUCAGGGGAGUGGAAGCACCAGGAGUGGGGUCAGGGGGAGUGGAAGCACCAGGAGGGGUCAGGUGGAGUGGGGUCGGGGAGAGUGGAAGCACCAGGAGGGGGUCAGGUGGAGUGGGUUCAGGGGGAGUGGAAGCACCAGGGGGGUCAGGGGAGUGGGGUCAGGGGGAGUGGAAGCACCAGGAGGGGGUCAGGUGGAGUGGGGUCAGGGAGAGUGGAAGCACCAGGAGGGGGUCAGGUGGAGUGGGGUCAGGGGGAGUGGAAGCACCAGGAGGGGGUCAGGUGGAGUGGGGUCAGGGGGAGUGGAAGCACCAGGAGUGGGGUCAGGGGGAGUGGAAGCACCAGGAGGGGGUCAGGGGGAGUGGGGUCAGGCGGAGUGGAAGAACCAGGAGGGGGUCAGGUGGAGUGGGGUCAGGGGGAGUGGAAGCACCAGGAGUGGGGUCAGGGGGAGUGGAAGCACCAGGAGGGGUCAGGUGGAGUGGGGUCAGGAGGAGUGGAAGCACCAGGAGGGGGUCAGGUGGAGUGGGGUCAGGGGGAGUGGAAGCACCAGGAGGGGGUCAGGGGGAGUGGGGUCAGGGGGAGUGGAAGCACCAGGAGGGGGUCAGGUGGAGUGGGGUCAGGGGGAGUGGAAGCACCAGGAGGGGGUCAGGGGGAGUGGGGUCAGGGGAGUGGAAGCACCAGGAGGGGGUCAGGUGGAGUGGGGUCAGGGGGAGUGGAAGCACCAGGAGGGGGUCAGGGGAAGUGGAAGCACCAGGAUGGGGUCAGGGAGAGUGGGGUCAGGGGGAGUGGAAGCACCAGGAGGGGGUCAGGUGGAGUGGGGUGGGGUCAGGGGAGUGGAAGCACCAGGAGGGGGUCAGGGGGAGUGGAAGCACCAGGAGGGGGUCAGGGGGAGUGGAAGCACCAGGAGGGGGUCAGGGGGAGUGGAAGCACCAGGAGGGGGUCAGGGGGAGUGGAAGAAAAUCAAUGCAGUUAAAAGAAUGAACAGUGAAACACAGCGAGCAAAUAGCAUCAAUCAAUUCAUGUGUCAGUCCUGA